Messenger RNA from Musa acuminata subsp. malaccensis (wild Malaysian banana), 2406 nucleotides. RefSeq names its product O-fucosyltransferase 29. NCBI's taxonomy places the organism in Eukaryota, Viridiplantae, Streptophyta, Magnoliopsida, Zingiberales, Musaceae. The record is from RefSeq and is a predicted model, not a curated record.
UCCAUUUCUCAUUGCUGUCUAUUUACUUCGUUUGGCUCCCCCCACAUCUCCCCUUCCCUCCUCCCCUCCUCCGUUACGCCAUCUCGAAUCCCGCUCCGGAGCCCGUCACGAACCCUAAGCAACAGUCCCCUAAACCCCUCCCCUCCGCCAUUGCCGAUCCCACUCAUCCCCUCCGACGCAACCAUUCUUUUCGUGAUACAUCCUUAGAUCGAUGAUCACGUGGCGCCGUUAAUGCCUCGCUCGGGCUUGCGUCCCCGUUAGAACCCCCGUGGUAGGAGUUUCUGAUCGCAGCGUCUUGAGAUGAGUGAGUGAUCUCGAUGGCCGUGACAAUGGCGAAGCAGCUCAGUCCCCAGUGCCUGAGUGGGGUCUCCCCGCCGUGCUCGGCCUUCCUGGUCUCCGAGAAGUGGCUCCGGACCGCCUGGGCUUGCCAGUGGAGGUGGGCCAUCUCGCGCUCGGUGUUGUGUGGUGUGAUGCUCUUCGCCCUCGGCCUCGUCUCGCUCUUCACUGGCCAGAUUGCUGCCGACCUCGAGUGGUCGCGGAUCCGCGGACGGUGGCGAUCCAAAAGGGUUGGAUACAGUACUCCAACUGAUAUAUGGAAAUCAGAAUUUGCAAAUCUCUAUCAUGGUUGUAGUGAUAGAAGCCCUCAUUUUAGAGAUGCAGUGCAUGAUAGUGAAUCCAACGGUUACCUGUUAAUUGCAACAAGUGGAGGACUAAACCAACAAAGAACAGGGAUAACGGAUGCUGUUGUUGUAGCCCGGAUCUUAAAUGCCACUUUAGUUGUUCCUGAGCUUGAUCAUCAUUCUUUUUGGAAAGACGACAGUGACUUUGCAGACAUUUUUGACGUUGACUGGUUCAUUAACUCCCUUUCGAAAGAUGUACCUGUUGUUAAAAGGAUUCCAGACAAAGUAAUGAGGUCAAUGGAAAAACCUCCAUACACAAUGCGCGUUCCAAGAAAAUCUACUCCUGAAUAUUACCUUGAACAAGUGCUUCCAUUACUAUUACGGAGACGUGCUGUGCAGUUGACCAAGUUCGAUUAUAGGCUUACAAACAAACUUGAUGAGGAACUGCAGAAGUUACGCUGCCGCGUAAAUUAUCAUGCACUAAGGUUUACAAAACCGAUAAAAUUAAUUGGUCGGAAGCUGGUCAAGAGAAUGCGAACAAUGAGCUCACGUUACAUUGCUGUCCAUUUGAGGUUUGAACCUGACAUGCUUGCAUUUUCUGGCUGUUACUUUGGUGGUGGAGAUAAAGAACGUAAUGAGCUUGGUGAAAUUAGGAAGCGUUGGGCAACAUUACCUGAUAUGAGAGCUGAGGUGGAGCGAAGCCGAGGAAAAUGUCCGCUGACUCCACAAGAAGUAGGUUUAAUGCUAAGAGCUCUUGGCUUUGUAAACAACACUUAUCUUUAUGUUGCUUCUGGAGAAAUAUAUGGUGGAGAAGCAAGCUUGCAGCCUCUUAAAGACCUCUUUCCAAAUUUUUAUACAAAGGAAAUGCUUGCCGGAAAUGAUUUGAAGCCCUUCCUUCCGUUCUCUUCUCGUCUUGCUGCUAUUGACUACAUUGUUUGCGAUGAGAGUGAUGUCUUUGCCACAAAUAAUAAUGGAAAUAUGGCUAAGAUUCUUGCCGGUCACAGGAGGUACAUGGGACAUAAGAGAACCAUAAGGCCAAAUGCUAAAAAGCUUAGCUCUUUAUUUAAGGCAUGCAAACAGAUGGAGUGGGAGAUGUUCUCCAGGAAGGUGAAGUUAGUCCAGAGAGGCUUCAUGGGGGAACCAGAUGAGAUGAGGCCAGGGAGGGGUGACUUCCAUGAGUUUCCAUCUUCCUGCAUCUGUCAAAAUCCAGAUCACCUUGUAAUAGGUUGGAUUUCCAUGAAGCCUGGAAUUGGAGGAAAUGAAACGGUGCGACAGCACGCAACACCUGAAGUGGAAAUCAGUGGGGACGAAAGCAGGUUUUUCUGAAUCAGACAGUGAUGUUUGUGGCCAAUUGCUUCCAUUCAAUAAAAAAGGUUCACACUUUGCAGUUCGAUGCAUCUUAGUGGAUGACUGCCUUGUGCCUCGUUAGUGACAUCAUAUGACAAUCCUGGCGAGUUCCGAAGGAUACACAGACUUGUGGUACUUGGGUUAAUGCUGACAAAAUCAUCGAGGAGACAGAAUGGAUGAUUGACCGCUUUUAAAAUUGUCGAUGGUGGUGCAAACCAAGGCAGCCAGCCUCGGCCAUCAAUAUUUUUAUACUGAGAUGAAGCCUCAAGUUUAGAGUCUAUUGUUGUAAGCCAAUGUAAAUUAUAUCACCAAUUUUUCCAGAUUUAAACAGAAAGGCACUUGACCUUACUGCUUGACUUCAUUCUUGUGGCCGUAGCAAUCAUGAGAAAGACUGUAAUAUGAGAUAUUUAUGAUCGUCAAUAUUUUUUCUUCUACGUAA